This is a messenger RNA of Chanos chanos (milkfish), 1090 nucleotides long. RefSeq names its product dynein, cytoplasmic 2, light intermediate chain 1 (gene dync2li1). The transcript is spliced from 13 exons. The record is from RefSeq and is a predicted model, not a curated record. Gene Ontology annotation, cellular component: ciliary basal body; cytoplasmic dynein complex; axoneme. Bases 5 to 1090 code for a protein of 361 amino acids. Lineage: Eukaryota; Metazoa; Chordata; Actinopteri; Gonorynchiformes; Chanidae. Gene Ontology annotation, molecular function: dynein heavy chain binding. Gene Ontology annotation, biological process: intraciliary transport involved in cilium assembly; intraciliary retrograde transport.
GGCAAUGCCUAAAAUAAGUGAUCUGCUGUGGGAUUUGGCUGCUUCGGAGGUCCAAAGCAGGGAGAGCAGGACUGGCCAGGAUGAGGAUGCUGAGGAGAAUAACACGUCCUUGAACGAGAGAACAGUGUUUUUCAUGGGCAGUAAAACAGGGGGUAAAACCACAGUUUUGCUCAGAUUUCUUGACAGAGAUGAAGCACCCAAACCAACUCUUGCAUUAGAGUACACUUUUGGACGACGAGCAAGAGGCCACAACACGCCCAAAGAUAUUGCUCACCUGUGGGAACUUGGAGGAGGCACAUCAUUGUCUGAACUUGUUCAGAUUCCCAUCACUGCACAUAAUAUCAGCUCUCUCUCUGUGGUGCUGGUUCUGGACCUGUCAAAGCCCAACACUCUAUGGGGGACGAUGGAGAAGCUGCUUAAUGCAGUUCGGACUCAAGUGGACAAAGUGUGGGCUUUGUCUCAGAAGUCACGGGAGUCUAAAUCCAGUAGACAACUGGGCCAGAACAGAGCCCUACGUGUCCUCCACAAAGAUCACCCGGACAGAGAACUCAUAGAUCCCUUCCCUGUUCCAUUGUUAAUUAUUGGGAGCAAGUUUGACAUUUUUCAGGAUUUUGAAACUGAGAAAAGAAAUGUGAUUUGCAAGACGCUGCGCUUCUUGGCUCAUUUCUAUGGAGCAUCUCUGAUCUUUACCAGCAGUAAGUCUGAGGGCAUGAUGUCAAAAACAAGGGGCUUUGUCAGUCACCUAGCGUUUGGAACAGAAAAGGGGAAAUCCGUCUCUACAGAUCCCAGUAAACCUCUGGUGAUUCCAGCAGGCAUGGACUCUCUCAGUCAGAUAGGUUCACCGCCCACAACAGACAUUGACAUUGGCACUUUGCAUGCCAAAAACCCUCUAGACCUUUGGAAGAAAGUUUUCGAAAGGAUCUUCCCUCCAGAGAGUAUCAGGGCCCAUAAAGAAGUGAAGGAUCCUGCUAAGGACCCCCAGUACAGUGAGCCUCAGAUUGACUCUAUGAGGGCCCAGAAAGACCAGGAGCUGAGUCAGUAUAAGAGAGAACAGUCAAAGUCAUGGAAAGGUCUGGAGUUGGAGACCUAA